AUGUUACGAGCUGCUGCGGCUGAACGGAAUGUGGGUCCUAUAGGUGAUAUAUUGGAGCGCUACCUUACAUCAGGCUCAAAGGUGCUCGAAUUUGCUUCUGGGACAGGACAACACUGCAUAGAAUUCGCGAAAAGGUUUCCUCACACUACAUGGCAGCCUUCAGAGUGUGACCCACGAAGCUUACAUAGUGUUGUGGCUCAUAUGGAUAAUGCUAAGCUCCCAAAUGUUCGUGUUCCUUUGUUCGUAGAUGUCAGUAAGUCAUUGGAUAGAUGGAUUUUACCAGAAGAUUUUCGUCCUUCGGAAGUCGAUGUGGUACUCAAUAUCAAUAUGAUUCAUAUUAGUAGUAACGAAGCUGUAGGAGGAUUAUUCAAGUCCAGUGGUGAACUUCUGAAACCAAACGGUGGUUUGCUCAUCACAUACGGUCCGUAUGCCCAGGAUGGCCUUAUUACUCCGGAAAGUAAUGUACGCUUCGAUGCUGGUUUGCGCCAACAAAAUCCUGAAUGGGGUCUGCGUGAUGUGAAUAUGCUUAGUGAAAUGGCGUCUGCUUCUGGUUUGAGGUUACUAGCUACACAUGGUAUGCCUGCCAACAAUCACAUGCUCGUGUUCCGCAAAGAUCAAUGA
This is a messenger RNA of Auanema sp. JU1783, 621 nucleotides long. The record is from the annotation of a GenBank genome assembly. Lineage: Eukaryota; Metazoa; Nematoda; Chromadorea; Rhabditida; Rhabditidae.